Molecule: messenger RNA, 862 nt
Organism: Cryptococcus amylolentus CBS 6039
Lineage: Eukaryota; Fungi; Basidiomycota; Tremellomycetes; Tremellales; Cryptococcaceae
Exons: 2
Coding region: 311-862 (183 amino acids)
Source: RefSeq, a predicted model, not a curated record
CUUCCCCCGCCCCGCCCCCCACACUCGGCGCCAUCCUCCACACCUUCAUCACCAGCCAAAACACCACAACCCCCACCACUAUAUACGCUAUCGUCCUGUACUGCCGCAGCGUCGAGUUGGCAGCGAUCGACCGCGAGUGGUGCCGGGACGUCGAGAAGAGGCUCGACGCGAAGGACGAGAAGGUGUUGGUCUAGUAUGCGACUAGGGCGUAAGCAUGGGACUCGGAUGCUGCGAUGAAGAACGUACAGUGCGGUCGAGCUAUAAAUAAGGGGGCGUAUCGUCAGUGUACGUUGGCCUAGUCUGCGACCCCAUGCAUCUAGCGUCGGCGUCGACGUUAUCGCAACGUUUACGACGACAACACUAUCGCAUGGAGCUCCAUACCCUAGCACCGCAGACUCACCUGGUCAUUCUGUCUGUUCGCAUCGUCCACUCUAUCCCUCUGCCCUCUGCCCUCUGCCCUCUGCCCUCUGCCCUCUGCCCUCUGCCCUCUGCCCUCUGCCCUCUGCCCUCUGCCCUCUGCCCUCUGCCCUCUGCCCUCUGCCCUCUGCCCUCUGCCCUCUGCCCUCUCCCUGAGCCCGAACCUGAGCCUUGGCACCAACCCCAAAAGGAAGGAAGAGAGAUCCUCACCGAGCGCAAACUCCUGAUCUUGUUAUGCAACGAAUUCAACUCCUCUUCAUUCUGGUUCUCCAGCGUCUGGUCUGAAGCGCUACAAGUACAUCCAGGGGCCAGGCCUUUCCAUCAGCUCUCUUUGCUUUUGAUUUUGCCACAUGCCUUCAGGGAGGGGGCGGGGGAAGGGGAAGAGGGAAGGGGAGGUGGGACUGACCUAGGCAUGAUGGCUGUGGAAGUAGACUCAGGGCCCUAG